AUGCACCCAAAAGUGCACUGGCGAUUUAUGGCGACAGAGCGUGAUGCAAAUGUGAGCAUGGGCGAUCCCGCGGAGGACGAAGCGCAGCGGUUCCUCAACAUGGGCACCAAGGCACUGGAAGUGGGUGACUUGGAGAAGGCAAUGGGAGAAUAUCGUAACAGUAUCCGCGCACAUGAGAAUGCGUCUGCGUACUACAAUCUAGGCGUGUGUCAGUACCAGGAGCGCGACCUAGAAGGUGCGAUUGCGUCAUGGAAUGAUGCGCUGCGCCUUGCCCCUGAGAGUCCUGAUGUGCACACAAAUUUGGCUUCUGCGUACAUUAUGUCCAUGCCCAGUCGGGCGGACCUUGCCGUGGAGCAUUUGCGCACCGCUGCAGCACAGAGCCCCGGCGACCCCGAGAUCCACUUUAACCUCGGCGCCGUGCUCGAAGCAUGCGAAAUGCUAGAAGAAGCACUGGUCGAGUACCAACGCGCCGUAGAGGGUGGUAUUGAUCGUGCCAAGGAAAAUGUGCGCAACUGCAUGGCGAAACUGAUGACUGCAAAACUGGCGGUUGAAAAGCAUGAGAAGGAGGGCGGCAAAAACGAUGCAUAA
This is a messenger RNA of Malassezia vespertilionis, 588 nucleotides long. RefSeq lists its product as uncharacterized. Gene Ontology annotation, biological process: protein O-linked glycosylation. Lineage: Eukaryota; Fungi; Basidiomycota; Malasseziomycetes; Malasseziales; Malasseziaceae. The record is from RefSeq and is a predicted model, not a curated record. The transcript has 2 exons. Bases 1 to 588 code for a protein of 195 amino acids. Gene Ontology annotation, molecular function: protein N-acetylglucosaminyltransferase activity; protein binding.